Molecule: messenger RNA, 675 nt
Organism: Penicillium alfredii
Lineage: Eukaryota; Fungi; Ascomycota; Eurotiomycetes; Eurotiales; Aspergillaceae
Product: PX domain-containing protein YPT35
Exons: 5
Coding region: 1-675 (224 amino acids)
Cellular component (GO): endosome
Molecular function (GO): phosphatidylinositol-3-phosphate binding
Source: RefSeq, a predicted model, not a curated record
AUGGAGCCAGCGACUGAGGAGGCCGGGCCGGCAUCGCAGCCGGCAUCGCAGUCCUCGCCACCGGGUCUCCCACCCAGCCCCGCCCCCGCGCCCACCGAGUCCGAGUCCGCGCCCGAGCCCGACGCCAAUGGUACGAUCCAAUCCCCGUCCCAGAGUCCCGCGUUGUCGGCCAAGUCCCGCCCGCCGUCGGGUGUAGUGCCGCCCUACUGGCAGCGGCAUGGGCGCAACACGUCGCGCGCAUCGCAGAUCUCCGUGGGCCGUGCCGCGCCCAUCACUCUAGAAGAUCAUACCACCGACCCGGACUCGGAGACCAGUCGCGGGCUCUGGGCGAGCAGCGUCUCGGUCGAUGACCAUGUCGUGGUGCAGGGCAAGACGGGGGUGGGCGCGUAUGUGGUGUGGAAUUGCUCGAUCCAGACUCUUGAUGGAGGUCCUAUAGUUGUUCGAAUGAGAUACUCCGAGUUUGAUGAUCUGCGCCAGCGACUCGUCACUUCUUUCCCACACGCCCGAAGCGCGCUGCCUGCUCUUCCUCCAAAGAGUGUUCUCUUCAAAUUCCGACCUAAAUUCCUCGAAUCGCGGCGCGUAGGCCUGGAGUAUUUUUUGAACUGUGUCCUGCUGAACCCGGAGUUCUCAGGCUCACCCAUCGUCAAAGACUUCCUCUUUGGCCGACUCUGUUAG